AUGGACGCCUUUUCAGGAUAUAAUCAGAUCUUCAUGCAUCCCGAUGAUCGCGAGAAGACGGCAUUCAUUACCGAUCGUGGCACCUAUUGCUAUAAAGUGAUGCCCUUCGGCCUGAAGAACGCCGGCGCCACUUAUCAACGAUUAGUGAACAAAAUGUUCGCGGACCAGCUCGGUAGAAGCAUGGAAGUCUAUAUCGACGACAUGCUAGUCAAAUCUGCCAAGGCGCACGAUCACAGGCAAACCCGAAGCAGAUCUCGGCGAUCCUCGACCUCCCAUCGCCGACAUCCUCCAAAGAAAUCUCACCGGACGUAUCGCCGCAUUGAACAGAUUCAUCUCGCGCUCAACCGACAAGUGUCUCCCCUUCUACCAAUUGCUUCGAUCAAACAAGAAGUUCGAGUGGGACAAAAAUGCGAAGACGCUUUCAAACAAUUGAAAGAGUAUCUCACUACCCCACCAAUUCUCGCAAAACCCGAAGAAGGCGAGACCCUACUCUUAUAUAUCGCAAUAUCAAGCACGGCGGUAAGCGGAGUCCUCGUCCGAGAAGAUCGAGGAGAGCAGCAGCCAGUCUUCUACGUCAGCAAAACCCUCAAUGAUGCCGAGACGCGAUACCCAACCCUAGAAAACUGGCACUCGCAGUAG
Molecule: messenger RNA, 639 nt
Organism: Microthlaspi erraticum
Lineage: Eukaryota; Viridiplantae; Streptophyta; Magnoliopsida; Brassicales; Brassicaceae
Source: the annotation of a GenBank genome assembly